ACGAAAGCUCUCUCUCUCCAAACAGAAAAUCCAGGAAGCUCAGCUCAGAAAACAAAAAGCCGUAAUCUUAUUUCGAAUAUAGUCGCUGAGUCCUUAAGCCGUCCCGCUGCAGCGAGCUGUUUGCUUCGGGCUUACUCUAUUAGAAGCCGAUCGAUGAAGCCGCCGCCACCACCAUGAAACGUCGUUUUCCGAAAACAGCCCCUCAUUCAUGGACCCCGAAGUCGUCGAAAUCCCGCCCACGAUUUUCCGGUCCUCAAAAUUGCUCAGACAGAAAGAGGUUAUUUUUCAUGAUGUGAUUGAUAUAGACAAAGAUGGAGAUUCUGCUGAUGUCAUGUUCAUUGAUGAAAAAUUUGACCCAAGUAACAAGGGGAAGGAAAUUCAAGAUGUUUCUGAUGAUUAUGGUGAUCAUCAAGCUCAGGAAGCUUUGGCCAAUUAUUUUCUUGGUCCUGGAAAGGAAACCCUCGAUUCAGUGAAUGGGGUAGAAUCCCCAGAGAAUUUUUCCCCUAUGUCUCAUAAUUUAAUCAACCUUGAUGGUCAUAGUUCUGAUCUAUCUUAUGAUGAUAAUAAUGAUGUUUAUUUUGAUGAUUUUACUGAUGUUGAUGAGUAUGCCAUUGUACAAGCCCAUUUUGAUAACAUGGAUAUUCCUCCUGGAAUAGAGGCACCGAUUCCUUGGUUGCCAGUUACUGGAAAUAUUUCACACCAUUCGGGGCCUCUAAUCCACUUGGAUUCUGUGAGUACCCAUGGGAUGGACUCAUCUCUGUCUUCAUGGUCAGCAAAUCCUGCUCACGUCAAUGUGAAGACAACUUUAGUGGGCAGUUCAGGUGUGCAAACCCAAAUGGAUUCCGUGGUUCAACCUCCAGGAAUAGAUAUGACUUCACCUUGGAAUCAUCCACAAGUUUCCCCAAAUAAAAAGAAAUCGUCUGGUUCAACACAUAGAAGGAGUGCUCUGAACCUCCCACUCGGGAAAGAAUCAUCUAAAUCACGGUGGUUUUUGGAGCCUUUCAAAAGCAAGAAGAAGUCAGCUGCUUCAAGUAGUUCAACUAAUCAUAGUCAUGUAAAUCAGUUUGACUCAUCACUUCCCCCUGGAGCUGAAUCAUCUACUUGGGCGCAUUAUAAACCUGAAAUGGUAAAGAAGCAAGUUGGUAGGAGUAUUACAUAUUAUCCAACUUUACCAGUGCAUACAGAUGCAUCAAAUUAUUCUCCUGGAGUAGAACCAUCCGCACCCUGGUGGCAGGACACUUUUAAAACUAAAAUAAUGAAGCCAUCUUUCACUAACCAUACAGCACAUUCCAGUUUUUAUGUUCCAUUUCAUGGUUUACAUGCUCCUUCUGAAGAAGUGGCAGACACACCCUGGGUUCAGGAUUCUGGUCAAAAUCAGUUUGAUGUAGCUGCUGAAGUUAGUUCAACAUUCCCUGCUGAGGCCAUCUCUGGUAGGGGCAAAGAUGAAAUUUUGAGGAAGUUCUGCCUUUUUAAACAAUUUGAUACCGUAGAGGAUUAUUCUGACCAUCACUAUACAGGCCAAGGUUCCUACACAAAGCAGCCAUCAAAGAAUUGGGCAAAGAGGAUUCAGGAGGAGUGGAAGAUCCUGGAGAAGGAUUUACCAGAGACAAUAUUUGUUAGGGUUUAUGAAACAAGGAUUGAUCUUCUGCGGGCUGUCAUCAUUGGAGCGGAGGGUACUCCCUACCAUGAUGGUCUCUUCUUCUUUGAUGUUUCCUUCCCCAGUGGCUAUCCUAAUGUACCACCGCAUGUUUACUACCACUCCGGUGGCCUUCGACUGAAUCCUAAUUUGUACAAUUGUGGGAAAGUAUGCCUCAGUCUACUUAACACAUGGUCUGGCAACAAGAAUGAGAUGUGGAUUCCUGGUGUAUCGACUAUGCUGCAAGUUCUUGUCUCCAUACAGGGGCUGAUCUUGAAUACAAAGCCCUAUUUUAAUGAGCCUGCGUAUGCAAAUAUGGGUGGCUCAGCCUCUGGUGAAAUGAGGUCCCAACAGUACAAUGAGGAUAUAUUUAUCCUCUCUUUGAAGACAAUGAUGUACACAAUGAGGAGGCCACCAAAGCAUUUUGAGGAGCUUGUUCUGGGGCAUUUCUACAAUUGUGCACAUGAUAUUCUAGUGGCAUGUAAAGCAUAUAUGGAUGGUGCUCAAGUAGGAUGUCUGGUCAAAGGUGGGGUGCAGGAUGUUGAUGUGAGCGACAAGAGCUGCUCAAAUAAGUUUAAGAAUGAUUUGGCUGGUUAUGUUGAUAUGCUUGUGAAAGCAUUUACCCAAAUUGGAGCCGAGAACUGUGAUAAAUUCCUCUCACCUGCAAUGAAUAGGAACAUACGGGUGUCUGACAUGCCCAAGGCUGCAACAUGAAUACUUUUCUGGAUGAGGCUGAUUGAGACUUGAAACAACUUGUUUUACAUCAAUGACGUGCAAUUUAGGUUUCUGAUAUUAUCUUGAAGAUUAAAGAGUUAAAUUUUGGAGUAUGUACGUUCAUACCUGCCGGUUGUGGACAUGUAAUUUUGGGUACUGUAUAUAGCUGCAGAUAUGGAUGGGCUCAUAAAAGAGGAGUAAUUGUUUUAGGAUGGAGCCGGACCAACACCCCCCACACCCCCCUUCCUCCUUGUAAGUUACUUAUAGAUCUUGGUUUCCAUCUUAGCUAAGACUUCGAUGCUGAAUUUCUUAUAUUUAUACCCUGAGGAUACUUUUAAGGUGUAAGAUCAUGCAUAUAUUUCUAGAUAUGGAUGCAACCCAUACACGAUUUGAAGGGUAGCUUAGAAUAUUGCAAAUUUUACUUGAAAGAAA
Carya illinoinensis is the source of this 2782-nucleotide messenger RNA. Its product is annotated as probable ubiquitin-conjugating enzyme E2 25. Bases 209 to 2350 code for a protein of 713 amino acids. Gene Ontology annotation, molecular function: ubiquitin conjugating enzyme activity. The transcript has 8 exons. Lineage: Eukaryota; Viridiplantae; Streptophyta; Magnoliopsida; Fagales; Juglandaceae. The record is from RefSeq and is a predicted model, not a curated record.